Messenger RNA from Brassica oleracea var. oleracea, 2597 nucleotides. Its product is annotated as serine/threonine-protein kinase 3/4-like. NCBI's taxonomy places the organism in Eukaryota, Viridiplantae, Streptophyta, Magnoliopsida, Brassicales, Brassicaceae. The transcript is spliced from 18 exons. The record is from RefSeq and is a predicted model, not a curated record. The coding region runs from base 97 to 2439 and encodes 780 amino acids. Gene Ontology annotation, biological process: protein phosphorylation; regulation of MAPK cascade; intracellular signal transduction. Gene Ontology annotation, molecular function: protein kinase activity; ATP binding.
UACGGAGAUGCUCUAAAUUGGAGUAAAAAAUAGAGAUCGUGUUUUUUGCUCGAUAAACAGAGGAAUGCUCUCCGGCGACCACUGUAGAGCCCAACGAUGGCUCACAACUCGCCGAGAUCUCGUCGGAGCCGGAAACCGGAUCCUACACCCGACCUCUACUCCACUUUCGUAGUUCACUCCGACUCCGAUUCCGAUCAAGGCCGAGAUCCAGACAAACCCGAUGAAGACGAAACUGUCGAUUUAUACGCAACAAUGGUCUACAAGAGCGACAGCGACGAAGACUCCAUGCUCCCUCCUCUUCUCAAGCGUCUCCCCAAGGACUUCGGAGGCGGCGGCGCGUCGUACGACGGCGACGGAGGUUUCGGCACGGUGAUUGUGAAGAAGGACAGCAAGAACAGUCCGCGAGUGCCAGUCGUCAAUCCAGCAGACGAAGAAUCUUCCGACGAGGGAGAAGAGUACGGUACCUUCGUUGUGGUGAAGCCUUGUUCGUCUAAAAAAGGAAAGGAGAAGGAGAAGGAGACGGAUCUGUCAACAAUGGGAAGAGCUGUGGCGAGUAUGCAGGAAUCGAGUUUCGGUGGCAAGAACAACCGUAAAUCCACCCCUUCGUUGCAGCAGCAGAAGCAGAAGCAGAGCAGUAAGAUGUCCACCACGUCUCUUCCCGAUUGCGUUAGAGAAGAUCCCACCACCAAAUACGAGUUCCUCAAUGAACUUGGGAAAGGAUCAUAUGGAUCUGUCUACAAGGCUAGGGAUUUGAAAACGUCUGAGAUUGUUGCUAUUAAAGUCAUAUCACUUACCGAAGGGGAGGAGGGGUAUGAAGAGAUCCGUGGUGAAAUUGAGAUGCUGCAGCAGUGUAAUCAUCCGAAUGUUGUCCGCUACCUUGGGAGUUUCCAAGGAGAUGAUUAUCUUUGGAUAGUGAUGGAGUAUUGUGGAGGUGGAAGCGUUACUGAUUUGAUGAAUGUUACUGAGGAGCCAUUGGAGGAGUAUCAGAUUGCAUAUAUUUGUCGAGAGGCGUUGAAGGGCCUUGCUUACUUGCACUCAAUAUUCAAAGUCCAUAGAGAUAUUAAGGGUGGAAAUAUCUUGUUGACCGAACAAGGAGAGGUCAAAUUAGGUGAUUUUGGGGUUGCGGCUCAACUUACGCGGACUAUGUCUAAGCGAAACACGUUCAUUGGGACUCCGCAUUGGAUGGCCCCUGAGGUUAUUCAGGAAAACCGUUAUGAUGGGAAGGUGGAUGUAUGGGCCCUUGGUGUUUCAGCAAUUGAGAUGGCAGAGGGGCUUCCUCCAAGAUCUGCAGUUCAUCCGAUGAGGGUUUUGUUCAUGAUAUCGAUCGAGCCAGCUCCAAUGCUUGAAGAUAAAGAAAAAUGGUCACUGGUCUUUCAUGAUUUUGUUGCAAAGUGCCUCACCAAGGAACCACGCCUUCGCCCAACUGCAGAUGAGAUGCUUAAGCACAAAUUUGUUCAGAGAUGUAAAAUGGGGGCUUCUGCAAUGUCGCCAAAGAUUGAGAAGUCUAGACAAAUUAGAGCUUCAAUGGCUCUGCAAGCGCAAAAUGUCGUCGCUUCUUCAGAGGACACUUCAACACUGGGCCCAAAAUCAAGUGACGAGAUGGGAAUUACUGUUCCGUAUAAACCUCCUAAUAAUGGAUAUCAAAAUACCACCCAAGCACCUCCAACAAGCACUGGAGAAGGUGGUGAUUUUGGAACUAUGAUCGUUCAUGGUGAGGAUGAGACAGAAGAGAGUUACGCAGGGGCUCAACUUGCCAAAGAGAAAGAAUCUUCAGCUUCUCAGGUUGAUGGCGUUUCUGUCGGAUUCUCAGGAGAUCAAGUAGCUGGCUCCUGGAUCCAUGACAAGAAUAAUCGUUCUGCUGCCGACGUUCCAGUUGACGAAUCAACCUCACAAAGCGUGCGGGGAACUCCACCAUCAGUUUCGAUAUCUCUUGAGCAUAAAACGAAGCUGAAUAGCAUAUCUCGAACGCAGACCGAAGGUGGCAGUGAAGCAAGUGGCGGUACCUUGAAGAGUGAAACUGUUGGCAAGAAAGCUUUUGCUUUGCAAGAUAAGUUGUGGUCAAUCUACGCAGCUGGAAACACUGUACCCAUACCAUUCUUGAGAGCAACAGAUAUAUCCCCAAUUGCACUCUUGUCAGAGAACAUGAUCGGAGGCAUGCAACAGGAUGGGAAUGGAACUGUAGCUGUUGAAGCGCUUCAGGAGCUCUUCACUUCCGAUCCCCAAUCUAAAAAGGGAAGAAGAGGACAAAACGAGAUGCCUCUUCCUCCAAGUGUAUACCAGAGACUGACGUCAAGCCCUCCACUGAUGAAUCUGGCACAAGUAUUAGCCUACCACAGAGCGUGUUACGAGGAGAUGCCGCUCCAGGAAAUGCAAGCAACGCAAGAGCAACAAACUAUUCAGAAUCUGUGCGAUACUCUUCGCACAAUUCUCCGCCUCUAAUGUUUAUAUUUGCUGCGUACUGUUUGUAUUUAGGUUGUCUCAAUAAGUAGUUUUCCUGAACUCUUUUUUCUCUCUAUCUUUUACCUCUGUAAAACAAACAGUUUUGUAUCCUCUUUGCAAAUUUGCUACGGAAAUGAAAUGCAUAUUCUUCUUUUUCA